ACAUGAUAUAUAAGAACAAAAACAAAGUGAUUGCUUUCAAGAAACCCAUCACAAAUACUAUGCCAAAGCCAAUGAUCGUUUACUUUAAAUUAAUUCACAUUUGCUUAGGCCUGGAUUUCGGUUUUAUGAAAUUUCAAAGCACUAGAUGGAUUAUAUCGAAACUGUCCACAUUACUCUACGCCAUAUUCUUCAGUUCUAUUUGUGUGUUUGUGUUUUUGUUCUACUUAAGCCCAUUGCAAAUUGCAUGGUAUUCUUCAUACGUGUUCACUUACCUGACGCAAGUUCUUAUGUUGGUGCUUUCUAAUGAGAAUACAUUUUGGGCGUUGCUAAAUGAUUUGAUUGCUAUUGACACCCAAAUGGGGAUUACCACAAAGAUUCACAGAAUUGAUGUCAAAUUAAUUUUGUACACGACGUUUUGUGUCUUAUACAGGGUCGUAUUUUCAAUCGUUUACUGUAGCUUGUUGCCAGAGAACUGUAUCAAUCUUCUGUUAGGUACAAUAUUCUUUAUUGUGCCCUUGUGGUCUAUAGAUGUUGUACUAAUUGUUUAUUUCUUCGUCUUCUAUUCAAUAUAUUGCCGUGUAAGAACACUUGUUGAUUCAAUUGAAAAUAAUAUGUUAAGUAUCAGUUCUUCACAGUCGAUUUACAGAUGUCUAUUGAUAUCUGCAGAAAAAGUUUUGGUAACUUUUAACAGAGUGUUUUUGGUCGCCCUCUUGUUCACAACGCCAAAUGUAUUAACGUCUAUAUAUUCUUCCAUCAAAGAGUUGCAACAAGGGCCCAGAAAUCAGAGUUCAGUGAACGUGUUUGGCAGUUGGUUAGCUGUGUCCUCCACGAUUCACAUACUAGUUCUGUUCUUCGCCCCGGCGAUAGCUGCUGGCUUCGUGACGUCACGAGUGGAAACAUUAAAAUCUUUAUUGUACGACCGAUUGGUCGACGAAAAAGGUACAGGAUAUUGUAGAAACUUGAAUAAUAAAAAAGGUACAGGUUAUUGUAGAAACUUGAAUAAUAAAAAAGGUACAGGUUAUUGUAGAAACUUGAAUAAUAAAAAAGGUACAGGUUAUUGUAGAAACUUGAAUAAUAAAAAAGGUAUAGGUUAUUGUAGAAACUUGCAUAAUAUAAGGAUUUGAUAACAUAACAUACAAAGUUCUGUAGCGUGUCUGAAGUGUAAAUCUUUUAUGUUUAUUUCGUAAAGAACUGUUUAGCGACGUGGUUUGUUUUUACCUCUGAAAUUCAGUUCAGAAAUAAACAUAAAUAAAAUAGGACGAAGUCAAACAGACAGCCUCAAAAGGAGUUCUACAUACAUACAUAUAAUCACUUCUUUAUCCAUACAUACAUAUGGUCACGUCUAUAUCCCUUGCGGGGUAGACAGAGCCAACAGUCUUGAAAAGGCUGAAUGGCCACAUUCAGCUAUUUGGCUUAAUGAUAGAAUUGAGAUUCAAAUAGUGACAGGUUGCUAGCCCAUCGCUUAGAAAAGAAUCCCAAGUUUGUAAGCCUAUACCUUAGUCGCCUUUUACGACAUCCAUGGGAAAGAGAUGGAGUGGUCCUAUUCUUUUUUGUAUUGGUGCCGGGAACCACACGGCACGGCAGUGCUCCUGUCUGACCUCUUCUGCUUGUGACAUGACCCAACAUGAUAAGGGUAUAGACUCUCAGCUCCUUGAGGUCAUAUGUGGAAGGAGAAGAGUCUCUGGAGACAUCUUAUCUUGCUAUUUAGCGGUAGUGCGCUUGUCUGUGACACCAGAGGUCCCGGGUUCGAAUCCCGGUCAGGGCAUGAUGAGAAACGAAAUUUUACUAAUUGCCCUGUAUCGUGGAUGUUUAUCUAUAUAAGUAUUCAUUAUAAAAUAUAGUAUCGUUGAGUUAUUAUCUCGUAACACAAGUUUCAAACUUGCUUCGAGGCUAUCUCGAUCUGUGUACCUAAUUUGAGUCCCGUAUUUAUUUAUUUAUUAUUUUUAGCUGUGCCCGUGACUUCGUCCUCGUGGAAUAUUUAUUUUGAGCAUCAUUGAAGACCUUAAGGAUGAAUAAUUUUCCCCGUUUUUUUCACAUAUUCCAUUAUUUCUUUGCUCCUUAAAGUCGCAGCGUGAUGUUAUAUAGCCUAAAGCCUUCCUCGAUAAAUGGUCUAUUCAACACAAAAAGUUUUGAACUCACUUCGAGGCAAACUCGAUCUGUGUAAUUUGUGUCCCGUAUUUAUUUAUUGUAUGCUACAGUAAUAAUAAUAAUUAAAAUGUAUUGCUUCUCUAUUGCAUUGGUGCAAACUGUAAAGAUAAAAUUAAGCUUCUGAAAUAAAUAAAUAAAAUUUAUUUAUUUAUUAUUUAUAUUUUCCAGCCGCUUGAAUUUUUAAUUAAUAUUUUUAAUAU
Molecule: messenger RNA, 2348 nt
Organism: Amyelois transitella
Lineage: Eukaryota; Metazoa; Arthropoda; Insecta; Lepidoptera; Pyralidae
Exons: 3
Coding region: 3-1124 (373 amino acids)
Biological process (GO): sensory perception of taste
Cellular component (GO): membrane
Source: RefSeq, a predicted model, not a curated record